Molecule: messenger RNA, 561 nt
Organism: Diaporthe batatas
Lineage: Eukaryota; Fungi; Ascomycota; Sordariomycetes; Diaporthales; Diaporthaceae
Exons: 2
Coding region: 1-561 (186 amino acids)
Source: RefSeq, a predicted model, not a curated record
AUGGGAAUAUUCACCUUAAUCACGAUACUUCUUGGCGCGACUGCUGCCGCACAUGGGGUGAUUAGGAAUCCGCCAUCCCGAGUUCUAGGACCAUCUAUGACUCGACUUUGUGGACAAACCGCGUUCGAUAUCGCCAGAGGGGAUGUUACCGCCUCACUUGAGACCGUUGCCCCAAAUAUCACGGCUGGAUGCCCUCUCACACUUUGCCGUGGGCACCAGUUCGACGACAAUCUGGACAAGCUCUCCGUCUUCCGACCCGGUCAGAUUGUCCCGAUGAAGAUUGAACUGAAUAUCCUGCACGGAGGACCGGCCAAUGUAUCAAUUGUGAAGACUGCAACGAAUAGCAUGAUUGGACCCCCUCUUAUUCUAUUUGAAGAUUACGGGAACAGGGACCUGCCUGCGCUACCACCGAACAAUACAGACUUUGCCGUAACGAUGCCCACCAACUUGGCAGACACGGAUUGCCGGGUGGCAGGAGACUGUGCUCUGCAAUGGUUCUGGUCCACAAUUGACAACCAGACCUAUGUGGGCUGUUCGGAUUUCAUUCUGUUCGGACAUUAG